Molecule: messenger RNA, 8035 nt
Organism: Diorhabda carinulata
Lineage: Eukaryota; Metazoa; Arthropoda; Insecta; Coleoptera; Chrysomelidae
Gene: dbo
Product: kelch-like protein diablo
Exons: 8
Coding region: 259-2007 (582 amino acids)
Molecular function (GO): protein binding
Source: RefSeq, a predicted model, not a curated record
AAUUGUCAAAAACAAAUCACAUGUCAACUAUUGUCAACAUAGAAGGAUAUCGAAAUUGUUGUUUUGCAGCAAUUUUUAAUUAUUUUAUUAGUAAUUUAAGCUUAAGAAUAUUGAUUUCUAUAAAAAUAAUAUUAAAGUCGCGAGUCGACAAUUGCUUUGACUCUGUCCACUAAGUGUGUAAAGAUAGAUACUGUGUGGGGUUGGGCGUCUCCGCCCUUGCGAUUACAACUGGCAGGACACAUUAGAAGCUCUUGUAGAAUGGGCGAAACUACGGGAGGUGAACGUCCCCCAUCACCAGCCCGUUUGUCCCAUACCUCGGAAAAACACGCAAAAAACGUUCUAACAGAGUUAAAUUUACUACGAAGACAUAGAGAACUCUGUGAUGUUGUAUUUAACGUCGGUUCAAGAAAAAUAUUCGCUCAUAGAGUUUUAUUAAGCGCUUGCAGUCCUUAUUUUAGAGCUAUGUUUACUGGAGAGCUAAUAGAAUCCAAACAAACCGAAAUAGCGAUAAGGGAUAUAGACGAAGUCGCGAUGGAUUUGUUAGUUGAUUUCUGCUAUACUUCUCAUAUCGUUGUAGAGGAAUCAAAUGUGCAAAUUUUAUUGCCAGCAGCAUGUUUAUUACAGUUAACCGAAAUUCAAGAUAUUUGUUGCGAAUUUUUAAAAAGACAGUUAGAUCCCUCGAAUUGUUUGGGUAUUAGAGCUUUUGCCGACACACAUUCCUGCAGGGAAUUACUCAGAAUAGCGGAUAAAUUCAUCCAACACAAUUUCCAAGAAGUCAUCGAAUCCGAGGAAUUUUUUUUACUGCCGGUUAAACAGUUAGAAGAUAUAAUCGCCAGCGAUGAAUUGAAUUCUCGCGGUGAAGAACAAGUAUACACUUCGGUUAUGUCUUGGGUGAAGUAUAAUUUAGCCGAAAGGAGACAGUACCUCCACCAAGUAAUGGAACACGUCCGAAUGCCUUUGUUUAGUCCGAAAUUUCUAGUCGGUACCGUCGGUUCUGAUUUACUAAUCAGAUCUAACGAACGUUGUAGAGAUUUAGUGGACGAAGCCAAAAAUUAUCUUCUGCUUCCACAAGAACGACCUCUGAUGCAAGGACCAAGAACUAGACCGAGGAGACCGACAACGAGGGGGGAGGUGUUGUUCGCCGUCGGGGGUUGGUGUAGCGGUGACGCGAUAUCUUCAGUGGAAAAAUUCGAUCCACAAACUAUGGAAUGGAAAAUGGUGGCUCCGAUGAGUAAAAGGAGGUGCGGCGUCGGCGUCGCCGUAUUGAACGAUCUACUGUUCGCCGUCGGGGGACACGAUGGGCAAAGUUACCUUAACAGCAUCGAGAGAUACGAUCCGCAAACUGAUCAAUGGUCUUGCGACGUUGCCCCGACAACUUCUUGUAGGACCAGCGUGGGGGUGGCCGUGCUGGAUAAUUUACUGUACGCCGUCGGCGGACAGGACGGCGUACAAUGUUUGAAUCACGUUGAACGAUUCGAUCCGAAGGAUAAUAAAUGGACGAAAGUAGCCCCGAUGACGACUAGGCGAUUGGGAGUGGCGGUAGCGGUACUCGGUGGUUACUUGUACGCCAUCGGAGGCUCGGAUGGACAAUCGCCUUUGAAUACAGUCGAACGUUACGAUCCUCGAAAUAAUAAAUGGACGUUAGUGAGUCCGAUGUCGACUAGACGCAAACAUUUGGGUUGCGCGGUGUUUAAUAAUUUAAUUUAUGCGGUCGGGGGUCGCGACGAUUGUAUGGAGCUGAGUAGUGCCGAAAGGUACAAUCCAUUAACGAAUUCUUGGAGUCCGAUUGUCGCUAUGACAUCUAGAAGAAGCGGGGUCGGAUUGGCUGUUGUAAACGGUCAAUUGUACGCCGUUGGUGGUUUCGACGGUACUGCCUAUUUAAAAACCAUCGAAUUUUACGAUACGGAACAAAACCAAUGGAGAUUGUGCGGCUCGAUGAAUUAUAGACGUUUAGGUGGUGGAGUUGGAGUAAUGAGGAUGCCGCAAACUGAAAAUCGGAUUUGGUAGCAAAUACUUUAUGUCGUUUAAACGGCGUUUUAUCAAAUCUACACAAUGUGAUCUAAAAAUUAACCGGAAGGAUAAAAAUAAACGACGACGGAUCGAUAUUUAUUUCAUAUAUAUAUACGAUUCUAUACAACCCCUCGGUUGUUGUUGUUGUUUCUUUUUUCGAUUGAAAUUCGUGUUUGAUUGAUUUUUAUAAAAAUUUUUUAUGCCAAUUGGUUCGGUUAGUUUGGGAUCACGUUGUAUAAUGUUGAGAAAAAAAGCUAACCUCGAAAAAUUUCUACUAGAAUUUAAAAUCACAGAAGUUGAAAUGGAUCGAGUUUGUUUGUUCACUCAUUACGAUGUAUGGAAAUGUAAUGUUGUAUUAUAUGGAAAAAAAUCGAGACUUGAAGAUAUAUUAAGAGUUUUUCCAAGUGGAAACGGGGACAGAACGUUCCUAAAGGGCUAAAAACACUAGUUUAUUGGCAUUUUUAUCACCAAAGGCAUAAUUUCUUCAAAAAUUCUCUGGCUAAGUGAAAAAUGGCGUUUUUUCGAGUAAAAGUGAGGUUAGAAAGUCAAGAGACGUAAGUUUGUUAGAAUUUCUCUAGUUUAGGAUGUUAUGAUGGUUCUCCAAGUCACAGAUUGUACCCAAAAACACUAAUCUAUUGGAAUUCAUAUCACCAAGGGUAUAAUUUCUUCAAAAAUUCUCUGAAUAAUUGAAAAAUGGCGUUUUUUCGAGUAAAAGUGAGGUUAGAAAGUCAAGAGACGUAAGUUGGUUAGAAUUUCUCUGGUUUAGGAUGUUAUGAUGGUUCUCCAAGUCACAGAUUGUACCCAAAAACACUAAUCUAUUGGAAUUCAUACCACCAAGGGUAUAAUUUCUUCAAAAAUUCUCUGACUAAGUGAAAAAUGGCGUUUUUUCGAGUAAAAGUGAGGUUAGAAAGUCAACAGACGUAAGUUGGUUAGAAUUUCUCUGGUUUAGGACGUUAUGAUGGUUCUCCAAGUCACAGAUUGUACCCAAAAACACUAAUCUAUUGGAAUUCAUACCACCAAGGGUAUAAUUUCUUCAAAAAUUCUCUGAAUAAUUGAAAAAUGGCGUUUUUUCGAGUAAAAGUGAGGUUAGAAAGUCAAGAGACGUAAGUUGGUUAGAAUUUCUCUGGUUUAGGAUGUUAUGAUGGUUCUCCAAGUCACAGAUUGUACCCAAAAACACUAAUCUAUUGGAAUUCAUAUCACCAAGGGUAUAAUUUCUUCAAAAAUUCUCUGAAUAAUUGAAAAAUGGCGUUUUUUCGAGUAAAAGUGAGGUUAGAAAGUCAAGAGACGUAAGUUGGUUAGAAUUUCUCUGGUUUAGGAUGUUAUGAUGGUUCUCCAAGUCACAGAUUGUACCCAAAAACACUAAUCUAUUGGAAUUCAUAUCACCAAGGGUAUAAUUUCUUCAAAAAUUCUCUGAAUAAUUGAAAAAUGGCGUUUUUUCGAGUAAAAGUGAGGUUAGAAAGUCAAGAGACGUAAGUUGGUUAGAAUUUCUCUGGUUUAGGAUGUUAUGAUGGUUCUCCAAGUCACAGAUUGUACCCAAAAACACUAAUCUAUUGGAAUUCAUACCACCAAGGGUAUAAUUUCUUCAAAAAUUCUCUGAAUAAUUGAAAAAUGGCGUUUUUUCGACUAAAAGUGAGGUUAGAAAGUCAAGAGACGUAAGUUGGUUAGAAUUUCUCUGGUUUAGGAUGUUAUGAUGGUUCUCCAAGUCACAGAUUGUACCCAAAAACACUAAUCUAUUGGAAUUCAUAUCACCAAGGGUAUAAUUUCUUCAAAAAUUCUCUGACUAAGUGAAAAAUGGCGUUUUUUCGAGUAAAAGUGAGGUUAGAAAGUCAACAGACGUAAGUUGGUUAGAAUUUCUCUGGUUUAGGACGUUAUGAUGGUUCUCCAAGUCACAGAUUGUACCCAAAAACACUAAUCUAUUGGAAUUCAUAUCACCAAGGGUAUAAUUUCUUCAAAAAUUCUCUGAAUAAUUGAAAAAUGGCGUUUUUUCGAGUAAAAGUGAGGUUAGAAAGUCAACAGACGUAAGUUGGUUAGAAUUUCUCUGGUUUAGGACGUUAUGAUGGUUCUCCAAGUCACAGAUUGUACCCAAAAACACUAAUCUAUUGGAAUUCAUAUCACCAAGGGUAUAAUUUCUUCAAAAAUUCUCUGAAUAAUUGAAAAAUGGCGUUUUUUCGAGUAAAAGUGAGGUUAGAAAGUCAACAGACGUAAGUUGGUUAGAAUUUCUCUGGUUUAGGAUGUUAUGAUGGUUCUCCAAGUCACAGAUUGUACCCAAAAACACUAAUCUAUUGGAAUUCAUACCACCAAGGGUAUAAUUUCUUCAAAAAUUCUCUGGCUAAGUGAAAAAUGGCGUUUUUUCGACUAAAAGUGAGGUUAGAAAGUCAAGAGACGUAAGUUGGUUAGAAUUUCUCUGGUUUAGGAUGUUAUGAUGGUUCUCCAAGUCACAGAUUGUACCCAAAAACACUAAUCUAUUGGAAUUCAUAUCACCAAGGGUAUAAUUUCUUCAAAAAUUCUCUGAAUAAUUGAAAAAUGGCGUUUUUUCGAGUAAAAGUGAGGUUAGAAAGUCAAGAGACGUAAGUUGGUUAGAAUUUCUCUGGUUUAGGAUGUUAUGAUGGUUCUCCAAGUCACAGAUUGUACCCAAAAACACUAAUCUAUUGGAAUUCAUAUCACCAAGGGUAUAAUUUCUUCAAAAAUUCUCUGAAUAAUUGAAAAAUGGCGUUUUUUCGAGUAAAAGUGAGGUUAGAAAGUCAAGAGACGUAAGUUGGUUAGAAUUUCUCUGGUUUAGGAUGUUAUGAUGGUUCUCCAAGUCACAGAUUGUACCCAAAAACACUAAUCUAUUGGAAUUCAUAUCACCAAGGGUAUAAUUUCUUCAAAAAUUCUCUGAAUAAUUGAAAAAUGGCGUUUUUUCGAGUAAAAGUGAGGUUAGAAAGUCAAGAGACGUAAGUUGGUUAGAAUUUCUCUGGUUUAGGAUGUUAUGAUGGUUCUCCAAGUCACAGAUUGUACCCAAAAACACUAAUCUAUUGGAAUUCAUACCACCAAGGGUAUAAUUUCUUCAAAAAUUCUCUGACUAAGUGAAAAAUGGCGUUUUUUCGACUAAAAGUGAGGUUAGAAAGUCAACAGACGUAAGUUGGUUAGAAUUUCUCUGGUUUAGGAUGUUAUGAUGGUUCUCCAAGUCACAGAUUGUACCCAAAAACACUAAUCUAUUGGAAUUCAUACCACCAAGGGUAUAAUUUCUUCAAAAAUUCUCUGAAUAAUUGAAAAAUGGCGUUUUUUCGAGUAAAAGUGAGGUUAGAAAGUCAAGAGACGUAAGUUGGUUAGAAUUUCUCUGGUUUAGGAUGUUAUGAUGGUUCUCCAAGUCACAGAUUGUACCCAAAAACACUAAUCUAUUGGAAUUCAUAUCACCAAGGGUAUAAUUUCUUCAAAAAUUCUCUGAAUAAUUGAAAAAUGGCGUUUUUUCGAGUAAAAGUGAGGUUAGAAAGUCAAGAGACGUAAGUUGGUUAGAAUUUCUCUGGUUUAGGAUGUUAUGAUGGUUCUCCAAGUCACAGAUUGUACCCAAAAACACUAAUCUAUUGGAAUUCAUACCACCAAGGGUAUAAUUUCUUCAAAAAUUCUCUGAAUAAUUGAAAAAUGGCGUUUUUUCGACUAAAAGUGAGGUUAGAAAGUCAAGAGACGUAAGUUGGUUAGAAUUUCUCUGGUUUAGGACGUUAUGAUGGUUCUCCAAGUCACAGAUUGUACCCAAAAACACUAAUCUAUUGGAAUUCAUAUCACCAAGGGUAUAAUUUCUUCAAAAAUUCUCUGAAUAAUUGAAAAAUGGCGUUUUUUCGAGUAAAAGUGAGGUUAGAAAGUCAAGAGACGUAAGUUGGUUAGAAUUUCUCUGGUUUAGGAUGUUAUGAUGGUUCUCCAAGUCACAGAUUGUACCCAAAAACACUAAUCUAUUGGAAUUCAUACCACCAAGGGUAUAAUUUCUUCAAAAAUUCUCUGGCUAAGUGAAAAAUGGCGUUUUUUCGACUAAAAGUGAGGUUAGAAAGUCAAGAGACGUAAGUUGGUUAGAAUUUCUCUGGUUUAGGAUGUUAUGAUGGUUCUCCAAGUCACAGAUUGUACCCAAAAACACUAAUCUAUUGGAAUUCAUAUCACCAAGGGUAUAAUUUCUUCAAAAAUUCUCUGACUAAUUGAAAAAUGGCGUUUUUUCGACUAAAAGUGAGGUUAGAAAGUCAAGAGACGUAAGUUGGUUAGAAUUUCUCUGGUUUAGGAUGUUAUAAUGGUUCUCCAAGUCACAGAUUGUACCCAAAAACACUAAUCUAUUGGAAUUCAUAUCACCAAGGGUAUAAUUUCUUCAAAAAUUCCCCGGUUAAGUAAAUUGCGAUGUUUCCUCAAGCGAAAAUACGGUUAAACAAUACCCAAAGUUGUGGAAACACAAUUAUGUCGGAAUCCUUAUUAAUAGGGACACAAUUUCUUCAAAAAAUUUCUUCUUUAAUCGAAACCUAAUAGUAACACGCCACCCCGCGCCACGUUCCGAAUAUGUUUUUCCAUUUAAUUCAAUCGUCUGCGUACACACUCAGUAUAUUACACGCCACGCCACCCCACGCCACGUAUCGAAUAUGUUUUUCCAUUUAAUUCAAUCGUCUGCGUACACACUCAGUCCACUACACGCCACGCCACCCCACGCCACGUAUCGAAUAUGUUUUUCCAUUUUCCAUGAUGUUUCCUCAUAGGUACAGACGAUUCCCAAAUGUCUAGAACUUCUUUUCGAAAUGGAUGAAUCAGGUUAUUGAUUAAUUUGUCUUACGAAUCAACAUUUGUGGUCAAAAUUAUUCCAUCAUCAUUCGAUGCUGAAGAAAAAACAGGCAGGAGGAGACUGCCGAGACGGCUCAGGGCUCAACGACCCCAGAUGUCUCGACCACCAAAUCUCCCUCCACCCAGACUUUUCCUUAUCGAGAAAUUUGAAGAAAUUAUUCACCGAAUGCACUUUUACAUGUCAAAGUAUGUGAAAUUAAUAAAGAAAUGUAAUAAUUGGACACAUUAUAGAUGUCAUGAAAAUAUCUAUAUACGCGAGUUGAUUUUAGGGAAAAAAAAGUUUUGUAGAUAUUAAUCGGAAGUGUUAUUGACUGCUGUAAUUUUAUAUAAUGGUAAAUAGUAUAAUUAUUAUAUAAAAAAAAAUGUUAUCGAUAUUUAUAUAUAUGCAGUAGACCCUAUCUAUAACGAUAUUAAAAGCACCUGACGAUUUCGUCGUUGUUAAAAAAGAAUAUCAACGAAAACUAGAUUAAAAAUGCUGCACAGCUCACUUAUAACAUACAACACUUGAUACAUUACAUAAAACACUUGACAUAAGGCAUAGAACACUUGACAGGUGACAUAAAACACUUGACAUAAGGCAUAGAACACUUGACAGGUGACAUAAAACACUUGACAUGACAUAAAACAUUUGACAGAUGACAUAAAGCUUACAGCAAACCAAACAAACUUUUGCAAAUCCAUCGUUAUAAAAAGAGACUACCGUAUUUGUUUUCCUUUUUUUUGUACCAUAAGUUUUGAAAUUCUAUUUAAAUAAAACUAAUUCGGCCCUAAUAACAAUGGGAAAGUUAUAAAUUUUAAAAUAAAUUAAGUAAGUGUGUAAGAUCGGCUAAGGUGGUAUUUUUUUCUUCGAGUUGUCAUUACUGCUUCUUCUUCUAAUCUCUUAAUCUUGCUAUGUAAUCGAUUAUUGUAGUGUUUAUACAAAUAAUUCUCCUAUACAAUUCAUCCGACAGCAUAGUCCGAACAUUUUCAUAUAUAUUUGGAAAAACUAAACACACUGUAUAUAAAAUUUCGUCAUUCAACCUGGAUAAUUGUUAAUCGAAUCGUUGGUGUGUUUAAACGUUUAGAAAUCGUGUGAAUUUUUAAUGGAAAAGUCAUUGGAAACCCAUUGUUUUGUCUAAAUUUUAUUAUUUAAACAUUUCGUCAUAUAUGAUGUUAAUAAAUUUGAUUCUUAUAUAAUUUAAAUUCUCUUAUAUGUUUUUUUAUGUUAUUUUUAUUUAUUUAAAUAUACUUUUCAUUA